AUGCAAAGUUCCCUAAAGUCUAAAUUAGGUCCAAAAUUGGAAAGAAAAGAUGUGGAGAAAAAUAGAAGGAAGUAUAUGAAGAAUCUAUGUAAUCAACUUUAUUCAUUGAUCCCUUCUACUAAUGCUUCUACCCCUAAGGAAACAAUGGCAGUGCCAGAUCAAAUAGAUGCAGCAAUUAGAUACAUAGAAAGUUUGAAAAUGAAUUCGGAGAAGAACAAAAAAUCAACCCCUCAGAUUGAAUUCCAUGAAAUGGGACCAAAAAUUGUCGUGGUUUUAAUAAUUGGCCUAGAUAAUAUAGCCACUUUUAAUAAUAUUAUUCGAUUAUGCUAUGUGGAAGGUGUUGAAGUUGUGUCUACAAAAUUUGAACUCAAUGGAAACUCUACACUACAAAUUUCUCAUGAAACUAAGGUGGAGAUGAUUAACAUAAAUUCAAAUUCAAAAAUGGAAUUUAGAGGUACAACUUUAUGUAAUAACAUGAAGGAGUUGAUUUAUGGAGCAUCUUGCAGCAAUGAUAUGGAAUAUUCCCAAAUACAUUUAUGGGACUACAUAAUUGAAUGUGAUGCAUUAGAGGUAUUAAAAACUCCAAGUCAAAACCAAAACAUGCAAAAUGUUCAAGAAACUUCUAGCUCUUUCUGGGACUAA
This is a messenger RNA of Solanum stenotomum, 642 nucleotides long. RefSeq lists its product as uncharacterized. Gene Ontology annotation, molecular function: protein dimerization activity; DNA-binding transcription factor activity, RNA polymerase II-specific; RNA polymerase II transcription regulatory region sequence-specific DNA binding. The record is from RefSeq and is a predicted model, not a curated record. The transcript is spliced from 3 exons. Lineage: Eukaryota; Viridiplantae; Streptophyta; Magnoliopsida; Solanales; Solanaceae. The coding region runs from base 1 to 642 and encodes 213 amino acids. Gene Ontology annotation, biological process: regulation of transcription by RNA polymerase II. Gene Ontology annotation, cellular component: RNA polymerase II transcription regulator complex.